This is a messenger RNA of Ustilaginoidea virens, 1005 nucleotides long. RefSeq lists its product as uncharacterized. The transcript has 5 exons. The coding region runs from base 1 to 1005 and encodes 334 amino acids. NCBI's taxonomy places the organism in Eukaryota, Fungi, Ascomycota, Sordariomycetes, Hypocreales, Clavicipitaceae. The record is from RefSeq and is a predicted model, not a curated record.
AUGGCUGAUACCACGCCCAACGGUGGCUCUCUCUUGGAGACGACCAAGAACAAUGCCGCUGCUGCUUAUGAUUCCCUCGCCAAUGGACCGGUUGCUCAGCAUGUUCGAGACGAGCAGGCCAAGACUCAGACUGAGUUUUCAAACCUCGCCGCUGCUCGCAAAACACCGUCAAAUCCCGCUGCUACCGGGCAGCCGUUGACUCACUAUCACUCUUUCUUCUCGGAACUCUUGUCAUGGAAGAACCCUCGCGUCUCCGCCAUCGCAUACGCUUCGAUUGUCUCAUUCACCUUCGCCGUUAGAUACCUCGAUUUGAUUCGCUGGGCUUUCAAGCUAUCCUCCGUGGUCCUUGCCGUCACUGUGGCCGCCGAGUUUGCCGGCAAGGCCGUCCUGGGCCACGGCUUGGCCACGCAAAUGCGUCCCCGACGAUACUACACUAUUUCGGAAGCCACCCUCAAGAACAUGAUUGGUGACGUUCACGAACUCAUCAACUUCUUCGUCAUUGAAGCCCAACGAAUCUUGUUCGUCGAGAACGUUGGCGCUUCAGCCCUUGCCUGCAUUGCCGCCUUUAUCUCGUAUCACCUUGUUAAGCUGGUGCCGUUCUGGGGACUUUCCAUCAUCGCCACCACUGUUGCCUUCUUCGUUCCUCUGAUCUAUAAAUCCAACAAGGAAUUGAUUGACCACCACAUCAAGAAUGCCUCAGACGCCAUCAACGCCCAGACUACCCAAGUUCGAAUUGUCGCGCAGAAACAGGCAGAUCAGCUCACGGCCAUGGGUAAACAGUAUGCGGGUGACUACACCGGUAAAGUCCAGGAGAUGCUUCGCGGCCGAAGUUCCCCUGCCCCCGGCCCGAAGCCCAAGCAACCUACUCCCGCGGCUCCGGUCAAGGAACCCGAGUUUCCCGCUCCCCCCACCGAGGAGCCAAAAGCGAAGCAGGUUGCUGAGCCCGAAGGUGUAGUCCCUGCGGAGCCCGUCGUUCCCGAGGCCGCACCUAUGAUUGCUUCCUAG